Molecule: messenger RNA, 1130 nt
Organism: Xenia sp. Carnegie-2017
Lineage: Eukaryota; Metazoa; Cnidaria; Anthozoa; Malacalcyonacea; Xeniidae
Product: 3-oxo-5-alpha-steroid 4-dehydrogenase 1-like
Biological process (GO): steroid biosynthetic process
Cellular component (GO): membrane
Molecular function (GO): 3-oxo-5-alpha-steroid 4-dehydrogenase activity
Source: RefSeq, a predicted model, not a curated record
GGAACAUUUGCCUGUUUUUUAAAAAUGUUUCGUGAAUUUAGAAAAGAGGAAUUGACAAUUUGUGCAUGGUUGAUGAUUGCUUUAGGAUGUUUUUCAUUAAUUGCUGCAUUUUUCUUGACGACACCUUAUGGUCGUUACAGUAGAGGAGUGUGGGGCUUUGGUGUGGAUACAAAGCUAGCGUGGAUGCUGCAGGAAUGUCCAUCUUUUUUUGUACCAUUUGUAAUGUUUAUGGUAUCUCAUGGGCCAAGCAGAUUGUUUUUGUUGAAAUCAUCUCCAAAUGAUGUGCUGGUGUUGUUGUUUUUGAUACACUACUUUAGGAGAUCAUUCGUUUACCCAUUCUGGAUUAAAAAUGCUCCAACACCUUUUCUUAUCUUCAUAUUUGCUUUUAUAUUUUGUGCAUUUAAUGGUUUUAUGCAAGGUCAAUAUCACAUAAAUGUUGCUUUCUUCUCCAAAGACUGGUUUUACACACCGCAGUUUUUGUCUGGCUGUUUUUUAUUUCUACUUGGCUUGGUCAUUAAUACUUAUUAUGAUUAUGUGGUCACCAGUCUUAGAAAACCUGGUGACAUUGGUCACAAAAUACCACAUGGUGGUUUAUUUGAGUACAUUUCCUGUCCAAAUUUCUUUGGGGAAAUUAUUGAAUGGGCAGGAUUUGCAAUAGCAUCCUCCUCGUUUGUUGCUUUUGCAUUUUUUUUCAACACUGUUGCACAAAUUGGAACAAGAGCCUGCCACCAUCAACGAUUUUAUCAAAAAAAGUUUGACGACUACCCAAAGAACCGAAAGGCAAUUAUUCCAUUUUUGUUGUGAUGUUAUGAAGGUGCUAUGAUAUUUUUGUUUUAGUUGAAUAAUAAUAAAGACAGAUUAAAUUAUUGACAAACACUCACAUUCUAAAUAAAUUAUAUAAAUGUGAGUUUAGUUAUUUUUACAUGAAGUAUUAGAAAGAAAUUUUCCUUGGCUUGGCGCUGCCAUGGCAACAUGGAAAUGUCGUAUGCUUGUUUUCCCAAAGCUUUGGAGAUCUCUUUCAUCCUGUAAUGAUGAACUUUUGAGCAAACUAUGCCGAAAUUAUGAGACUUUGUGAUGAGUGUAAGCCUAGGUCUUGUCUUUGAAAGAAAAAAAAAUUCUAACUAUGGAAA